GGUGGACCUUCCCCCUGGUGCUACACCGUGAAUCCUGACGUACGCUGGCAGACCUGUGAUAUUCCCUUCUGUUUAAACUCGUCCUUUCAGUGUGAUUUCUCGGGAGGAAUGUGUGGUCUAGAACAACCGAAUGAUACAGGGAUGACUUGGCUAUUGAACAAGAAUGAACGAUCUUUACGUUGGAACCGUCCUCCAGAAAAUGCGUCUAAUUCGCAGUUAUUUAUUUCUACCUUGACAACGAAUCUCUUGCGCUCUGUGACAACGGCCCCCUGUUUGCUGCUGACCUAUCGCAGUGAGGGUAUAGAGCUACUCCUCACGACGUCCACACAAAAUCUGACAAAACUUAAAGAAAGCUCUGAGUUUAGAAGUGUUAAAGUCAACAUACAUCCUCAACCAGAUAACUACAAGGUAUUUAUUUCGCCACACAUCGCUGCAUCUUCACAAGCUGGAUCAUCAACAGUAGCAGCUAUUAAAUUUAUGAAGAUUGAAAACGAGCCAUGUACAGAUUGCUUUUCCUGCCUGGAUGACAGAUUAUGUAUUAGGGAGGGAUUUUGUGAUAUGGUACCAGAUUGUCCUGACAACAGUGACGAAGAAAAUUGUGCUUUAGAGUGUUACCAUGGAAAUGAGUACAAAGGAUUUCGUACAGAGACAAAGUACCUUCACCAAUGCAUGGCAGAAUUGGGAAGAACUUGUAGGUUCGAAUUGUCAAGCAAAAGAGAGCCGGGUUGUUUUGUCGACUCCGAGUUUAAAUGGGAGGAAUGUAAUGUACCAAAAUGUGAUAUAGGGAAUUUGAUUUGUGACUUUGAACAAGAUUUGUGUGAUUGGCAACAAAUGAAAAGCGGAGCUAAAUGGAACCGUCAAAUAGCUGAAAACACUGGAGAAAUGUUUGCCUCUGCUGAAAAGAAAGAAAGAUUGAGUGGAAAUACGGAGGAGAGGGCCGUUUUAUUCAGCAAACCACAGCCUUCAUCGUCCGAGUUUGGGUGUAUAACAAUGACGUUUUCUGGGAAAAAUUUCAAUUUAGAUGUUUACAUAACACAAGGCACAGCACGUACCUUGGAUAGGAUUAUUUUUCAGCGACAGAAUGUAAAUUCAAACCUUUUUGCCACUACAAGCUUUCAAACGCCUAUUGACAUACCUUAUAUGGUAAUAAUUGUUGCAACAUUCCAAGCUAAUUUAACUGGUAUUAUACGACUUGGAAAAAUCAGUUACGAAAACGGAAUUUGUAAAGAUAAGGGUCCUUGUUACAAAACACAGUAUCAAUGCGACGACGGAAGAUGUAUUAACGCUGAGCAGUUUUGCAACAAGAAAAAUGAUUGUCCAAACAACGAAGACGAAAAUGUGUGCAAUUACAACAAUACCCAAUGUGUGCAAAUGGAAAAGGGAUGUGUCCUACCUUGCCCCCACCAGUGUGAUUGUAAAGGAGUAGUUUUCAAGUGUCAGUAUCCGGAAAAUGUGACAAGAGAGGUCAGAGUACUUGAUCUUAGUUCAAGCAAUUUCAACACCACGGAAUUAAAAGAUUUCAAUUACCUCUUACAUUUGAAUUUAUCUGGGUGUUCGAUUGAAGAUUCGUCACUUCAGCAUCUAGGAAAGCAACUACAAUCUCACAGCCUUCAAACUUUAGAUAUCUCGUUUAAUAGAAUACGAAAUUUGCAACAGGGUACCUUUGAGGAACUUUCACACAUAUUAUACCUUAAUGUUUCACAUAAUCAAAUCACAGAUCUACAAAUGGACUUCCUUGGAGUCCUUCCAGAGUUACGGCAUUUGAUUCUUAGAAAUAGCGAAAUAGUGAUGAUUCAUUCGAAAGAAAUCUAUAGUCAGUUCAAUUCUAGCCUCGAGUUGCUAGAUUUGAGAAACAAUAAAAUAAAAACAAUUUUUCCAAAAGCACUGCACUGGCUAAGUUCCUUAUCAAAUUUAUUAUUGAGUAACAACGCCAUCACAAAUACUGAUGACUAUUUUUCAAGAUCAAUGGAAAUGCUGGUUGAAGUAGACCUGAGUUUUAAUUCUAUUAGUAACAUCACAGAUAACAUGUUUUCAGGUUUGAGGAGACUGGGAUAUCUUAAUUUACAAAACAACCAGAUACAAAUUUUAAAUGAUUUUUCAUUUUCUACACUGGCAUCUUUACAAAAACUUAAUCUUGCUUUCAAUAAAAUCCACACAAUUAACAAAAUGGCUUUUGAGAACAUGGUAUCACUCACCAAAUUAAACCUCACAGGAAACCAGUUAAGAACACUUUCUCCUGCAAGAUUCGUCGCUUUGGUUAAACUUCAGAUAUUGGAUUUAUCAAACAAUGACAUGACAGCAUUGGAGAGUAACGCCUUUAGAAGACUAGAAGAAGUUAAAUAUCUAUAUAUUAACAAAAACAAUUUACAAGUGUCCCGAGCUAUGUUUCAGGGUCUUUGUAACCUUGAAUGGAUAUGGACAGAUUCUUAUAUUAUUUGUUGUGCCAAACCAUUGUCUGUUGCAGCAUCAAAAUGUAUUUCUCCGCGAGACCGCAUCUCGACCUGCGAGCAGUUGAUCAGUGUUGGGUUUUUGGCCCAGAUGAUAUGGUACGUGGCUCUUUUCUCCUUCAUCGGGAACCUUUAUGUUAUAUAUUACCGCAUGAGAAAUACCAGCAAAGGAAGGAAUAAUGCACACGGAAUUUUAAUUUUAAACCUAAGCUUUUCCGAUUUAUUAAUGGGAGUUUACUUGUUCAUUAUUGCUGUGGCAGACAUGAAAUACCGUAAUGAGUAUGGUUUUAACGACAGUCAGUGGAGGUCUAGCACAACCUGUACUGUGGCUGGCUUACUUGCAACAGUUUCGUGUGAAGCAUCAGUGCUUUUUGUAUUUUUAAUAACUUUGGAACGAUUUCUAGCCUUAAAAUAUCCAUUUUCAACCGAUUUCCUAAAAAAGAAGAAACAUAAAUCUGUGAUUUCAGUAAUAGUAUGGCUUAUGACCAUCUUUUUAGCAGCGUUUCCUAUCUCAGUUUACCCAGACUUCUAUAGCAGAUCUACAGUUUGUAUCUCUCUCCCGUUAACAGCUGAGCGAGUAGCUGGAUGGGAAUAUGCAACCUUUGUUUUUAUAGGAUUUAACUUAAUGAUAUUCAUUGCUAUAGUGGUUGGACAGAUUUUGAUAUUUGUCGAGGUGAAGGUCAUUGGAAGUGCCUUACAACAAGACAACAGGAAGAGAGAAAUUGCUGUGUUAAAAUCUCUUUCUUAUGUCGUUUUGUCGGACAUGUGCUGCUGGAUCCCUAUAAUAUUGAUUGGAAUCAUGGCAUACGGCGGGAUGGAGAUAACGUUCGAUGUUUAUGCCUGGGUCGUUGUUCUGGUACUGCCCCUUAAUUCAGCAUUGAAUCCAUUCAUUUACACAUUCAUUGUGAUAUACAGACAGAAACAGGAAUCACAAAGGAGUCAAUCCAUCUCCAUGGAUGAUAAACAAAAUGGACGACCGCUCAGCAGGACCCAAACUAUCUCCAAGGAUGAUAGACAAAAUGGACAAUCGCUCAGCAGGAACUCAACAUCAGUUUCGGGAAGGAAAUUUUAAAUCAGUAUCGUUUUUAGCUGACAAUAAUACCUCAAAAUAUAUAAAUAGCUUGGCUUUCAGUCCAAGUCAAAUCGUUAGAUAAUUUUACGCAAUCUUCCUGCAUUUAUUGAACCCUCGAGGUCAACCAGUGUAUAUACAAGGCGGCAAAUUCAAAGUCUAUGGGGAUUUAACAUGGUAAACUCAUCCAUUAUCGUCACAAGGCAGGAAACCAGUUUAUCGAGGAAGUACUCGUUCUUUCAAAUUAAAAUUAUAAAAAAAAUUACAAAAAUGGAACCCAGAAAUGUCUGUGAUUCAUCAGCAAAUACCUCUAUUUCUACCGGAUUUUCCCGUUAUUUCACGAUCAUGACAAUGAGCACACGGCGGGUGUGACC
Molecule: messenger RNA, 3890 nt
Organism: Saccostrea cuccullata (small rock oyster)
Lineage: Eukaryota; Metazoa; Mollusca; Bivalvia; Ostreida; Ostreidae
Product: relaxin receptor 2-like
Exons: 12
Coding region: 109-3519 (1136 amino acids)
Biological process (GO): adenylate cyclase-activating G protein-coupled receptor signaling pathway; hormone-mediated signaling pathway; activation of adenylate cyclase activity
Cellular component (GO): plasma membrane
Molecular function (GO): protein binding; G protein-coupled peptide receptor activity
Source: RefSeq, a predicted model, not a curated record